AUGGCAAUUAAAACUGCAACUAAAAAAAUGAUUACUGUUCUAUGUCUUGAAGGAUGUCAUGGUUCUGGUAAAACUGAGUUAUGUAAAUAUUUUUCUAAAGCCGGUUUUACAGUACUAGAUGAAGCAUUCUUAGAUAUGCCAUCCUAUUCCAUCCCAAAUCAGACAUUAACAAUGGAAACAGUUUGGGUAUCCAAUUGGUUUCAAAGAUUAUUAAAAAUGGAACAAAUAGAAAAUAGCCAACAAUCACAACAAAAUAAUCAACAUUUAAAUGGUAAUUUUAAUAAUAGCUAUCACAAAGUAUUAAUAGCAGAUAGAUCACCAUACUCCGCCAUUUUGUACAGUCAAAAUAAUGGUCACUAUUUAGAUCCAAUCAUAUCAGAACAAAUUAAAGAAUUAAAAAAAUAUACAAAUAUUGAUAUCAAAACAAUAUAUUUAAAAGUUGACAAGAAUACCCUUUGGAAUAGAAUUCAAGAGCGUCUUGAAAGGGAACCAGAAAGAAAAAAAUAUAAUGAAGACAACUAUCAAUGGAUGAAUGAUACUGUUAAUUUUUAUGAAUCUCGUAAUUGGGACUACGUAAUAGACAACUCUUCAUUAUCAAGCGAUAAAAUAUUUAAUCAAAUAACAAAUCCAUUA
Messenger RNA from Dictyostelium purpureum, 633 nucleotides. RefSeq lists its product as uncharacterized. Lineage: Eukaryota; Evosea; Eumycetozoa; Dictyosteliales; Dictyosteliaceae. The record is from RefSeq and is a predicted model, not a curated record. The annotation marks the transcript as partial. The transcript is spliced from 2 exons.